Messenger RNA from Sesamum indicum (sesame), 876 nucleotides. The record is from RefSeq and is a predicted model, not a curated record. NCBI's taxonomy places the organism in Eukaryota, Viridiplantae, Streptophyta, Magnoliopsida, Lamiales, Pedaliaceae.
AUGCUGCAGAUGUUGGACCUCUCAAACAACAGGAUAAUUGGGGAAGUACCUAAUUGGAUUUGGGAAAUUGGUAAUGGAGCACUUACCCAUUUGGAUCAUUCUUCGAAUCUGUUGGUUAGUCUGCAGAAGCCAUACCACUUUCCUAGUUCACUUAGUUAUCUGGACUUACACUCAAACAUACUCCAGGGGGAGUUGCCCCCUCUACCCCAAGAUGCUAACUAUAUAGAUUACUCUAAUAACAACUUUGAAAAGUCCAUUCCACCUAACAUUGUUAACUCCACUGACUAUCUAAUUUACUUGUCUCUUUCGAACAAUAGCCUAAGUGGAGCUAUUCCGACAUCCUUUUGCACUGCUACUCGACUUGAUGUUCUUGACUUGUCUGCCAAUAGAUUGAGCGGGAGCAUACUGCCUUGUUUGGUGGAAAAAGUUGAGCACCUUGCGGUGUUGAAUCUUGGGGGGAACAACAUCAGUGGCCAUAUACCGGACACAUUUUCUAUCUAUUGUAGUCUAAAAAUUUUGGAUAUGAGUCAGAACUAUUUAGAAGGGAGGCUCCUAGUGUCCCUGGCCAAUUGCAAAUCGUUACAGGUCUUGAAUGUUAGAAAUAACAACAUCUAUGAUGGUUUCCCAUGCAUGCUGCCAUCUAGCUUGCGUGUGCUUGUCUUGCGCUCUAACAGAUUCCAUGGACAAGUAAGAUGUAGCAGAAGCUGGAAAGAUCUCCAAAUCAUUGAUAUAGCUUCUAACAAUUUCACUGGUUAUCUGUACACAAAGAGCUUUUGGGGAAUGAUGCUAGAAAAGGACGCACGCCUAGAAAGUGACUACAAUCACUACGACAGAAGAUUUGGAUUUGGUGUUGAAUACUACCUUGCAACAGUGAAA